Messenger RNA from Schistosoma rodhaini, 2392 nucleotides. The record is from the annotation of a GenBank genome assembly. Lineage: Eukaryota; Metazoa; Platyhelminthes; Trematoda; Strigeidida; Schistosomatidae.
GACAUCUCAAGGUUAGUAUGCACAAUCAAUGUGAUCAUGUCUGAUAAUGAUGAAGCCAUCGGCCCUUUGCCAACCGAAAAUUCCAACGAUGCCGACGAUAAUGAUCAAAAUGAAUCUAGAGAAGAUACUGUUGGUCCUUUACCAUCUGAAAUGAUGCAGUUUCAGGAAGAUGUCAGCGAAAACGGUGAUUCUCUACCAGUCCCUAAAAAGAAACGUAAAGUCCUUAAAGAUGAAGCAAUUUACCUACGUAAUAUUCCAAUAGCUCAGUACUACGAAAUAAGUUAUAUGCAUAGAAAUGUGAUAACACACGUUGCCUACUCAAAAACUCACUAUUUGAUGACAUGUAGCAAUGAUGGUCAUCUUAAAUUUUGGCGGAAAGCCGAUGGUGUUGGACUAGAGUUUAUCAAACACUACCGAACACAUUUAGGAGCUAUUCUUGGCUUGUCAGUUAGCUGUGAUGGUGAAUUAGCCUGUACUGUUGGUGAUGAUAAAACUGCCAAGGUUUUUGAUGUUAUUAAUUUUGAUAUGAUUAGUAUGAUGAAAUUAGAUUUUUCACCUAGUGGGUGUUGUUUCAUUUAUACUCCAAAGGAUGAGGUCACUGCAGUUGCAAUAUCCGAUCAAGAUAGUUCUAAAAUUCGGAUAUUUGAUGCACGUAGCAAAGGUGAAUUAUUACAUACAAUUGAAAAAUUACAUGAAGCACCUAUAGUAUGUUUAGCGUUUAAUCCUGUAUACGCAUGUGCAUUAAGCGCGGAUUCCGACGGUAUGCUAGAAUGUUGGUCUGGUCCAAAGAAUAAUUACAGUUUCCCACAGACACUUAAAUGGGAAUAUAAAUCAGACACAGAUUUUUAUUGUUUACUAGCUGAUAAAACCUUUGCAUUCAGUGUUGUAUUCUCUCCAUCUGGUGAGAUUUUAGCAGUACUUGGAGCAGAUAGAAAAAUUCGAUUAUUUCGUUUUUCUACUGGAAAAUUAAUUCGUGUUUAUGAUGAAAGCCUUCAACAAUAUUCUAAUUUACAACAGACUAAACAAUUGCUACCUAGUAUGGAAUUCGGUCGACGUUUAGCACAGGAAAAAGAACUUGAUCGUUCAGAAUUUAAGCAUAGUUGUAACUUAGUGUUUGACUCUUCUAGUAAUUUUUUAGCCUAUGCUACUUUGUUAGGCAUAAAAAUUAUUAAUAUCAUAUCAAAUCGUGUAGUUAGAAAUCUUGGUGGACCAGAGAAUCUACGUUUUAUUCAGCUUGCUUUUAUGCCACCACGUAGUACUUCAAUAUUUUACGGUUCAACUAAUAUUGGUUCUGGGACAUCAUCUUGUGUGCCUAGUUUAGAAAUGCUUGCUAUGGCAAAUGAUUCAUUACCCGGGACUAACAAUAGUACCACUUCAAGUGAUUCAACAGCAAUUUGUACACCUGUAAUAGUAUGUACUGCAUUUAAGAAAAAUCGUAUCUAUUUAUUUACAAAUCGUGAACCACAUGAUGUAAAAUCUGAUGGUGAUACAGUCACUUCAGGAUCUACUGCCGAACGUGAUGUAUUCAAUGAGAAACCAACUAAAGAAGAAGUAUUAGCUGCAACAAGAGAUUCAGCAACAGCUGCUUCACGAUUAGCUGGUAGCGCUAUUCUACAUACAACUUUAGGUGAUAUACAUAUUCGCUUAUGUCCUAGAGAAUGUCCUAGAACAGUGGAGAAUUUCGUUGGACAUUCAAGAGCUGGUUAUUAUAAUGGUCAUAUAUUUCAUAGAGUUAUUAAAGGUUUCAUGAUUCAAACUGGUUGUCCUUUAGGCACUGGUACCGGUGGUGAAUCUUUAUGGGGUGGUGAAUUCGAAGAUGAAUUUCAUCCUAGUUUAAGACAUGAUCGACCAUACACUGUCAGUAUGGCUAAUGCUGGUCCUAAUACUAAUGGUUCUCAAUUUUUUAUAACUGUUGCUCCAACUCCUUGGUUAGAUAAUAAACAUACAGUAUUUGGUCGUGUGAUUAAAGGUAUGGAAGUUGUUCAAAAAAUAUCAAAUAUUAAAACAAAUCCAAAAAAUGAUAAACCAUUAGAAGAUGUAAAUAUUAUUAGUGUAACUGUAAAAGAUUUAGGUGCUGGUAUUUAGAUUUUUUUUUGUAAAAAAAAUAUAAAAAAAAAGAAAAUAUAAUUUACUUUUCUAGUUUUUUUUUUAUUUUUAAAGUUUUCGCCCGCCCCCCCACCCUCUCAGUAAAAUAGAUAUACACAUUGUAAAUAGUCAUUUUUGUUUUGUUUUGGUGUAUAUCCUACAAUUGAACGAAAUGGCCGUCCAAUGCUUCCAGGUUUUCCAUAGUGAUCUAGCUUUAAUUGACUCAUGAUUUCAACUAUGUAUGUAUCAUUUGUUAAAUAUUUCAAUGGUUUUAUAUAAAUAAAUAAAUAUAUAUCAAUUAGGAAUG